GGCAGGGCCGUCCCGGCUGCUCCCGGGAGCUGCGGCUGGGCGGGACGGAGCUCGGCGCUCCCCUCAGGUUUGGCCUUAGUUGUACCAGACUUGAAAAGGAAGUUAUUUUAGAAAGAAAGAAUACGUCUGAGAAAUAAGAUGUCUCCUGCCGGGAGUCGAUACCAAGACAAGCAAUACAGGCACCAUGAGAACCAUAGAUCCGAUAGAUACAAAGAAGACAGAAGAGCAAGAAAACCAUACCCAUACAAUGCAAGAUCAACAGAAGACAUUGGAGGUGGCCAGCACUCAAGAACUUCUACUGUUUGCUCAGACCCUUAUUCUAAAACCUCAGGAGCAGCACGGGAGUAUUUUGACCCACAACCAGAGUUUUAUCCUCCCAAGGAAACCUUCUCAAUGAAGUGUUCAAAGGUAUGCACAACAAGAGGCAUUUUGAAGUUUGUGGAAAUCACAGUUAACCUCCUGGUACUGAUUUGUGUGGGAGCUUCCCAAGCCUCUGUUGCAGGCUUCACAUCCCUUGGAGGCUUUGGAUCCUUUAACCUGAAUUCAGCCUACAGCCCCUUCGAGGGCACAGAGCUCCGGGAGGUGAGGGAGCUGGACAUGCAGAUCACCCAGAUGAGAGCCCCUUGCGUGUACGGCGGCGUAGCCUUCAGCUUAACAGCAGCAGUGCUUACCCUUGUCUUCCUCGUGGUGGGGGCAAAGCCCAUCCACCAGCUCAGGACAGGGCUGCUGGUAGGCGAGUGCGCCUUCAACCUGCUGGCUGGCGCGGCGUACGUGGUGGCCGUGGGCCUCUACCUGCAUUUUGUCAGCCAGGUGAACUCCACAGAGGUUUGCAAGAGGCGUGAGAGGCUGUACUCGCGCCGUGGCUACACCUCCAUGAACUGCGUGGUCCAGGGCGGUGACGCGGCCGUGGGCCUUUUCGGGGCCGUCGCUUCCUGCUUGUACUUCGCCAGCUUCGUGGUCUGCAUCCGUGCUGUCCGAACUGUCAGGGCCUUCCAGAGCCACGUGGCCAAGGCUCAGCACAGCCCCAAAGUCAGUGUUAAGGACAGAGGCAUCAGAAACCACCCUGCUGUUCACAGGACCACUGAAAGCUCCCACAACAUCCAGGCUCUCGCCACGUUAGUGUGAAGUUGGCUCUGGGACUGUGCCAGAGAGCUGGGGCUUCAGCCAGGGACGGACACUGGGUGUCACAUGGCAAACAGGAGACCAGCCCACAGUGUAUCUCCCUACAAGGUGCUGAAGUGUGUACAGAAUCACUAAAUGUAACUAUACAGCUAUAACAUGAUGUAA
Messenger RNA from Myiozetetes cayanensis, 1287 nucleotides. RefSeq names its product MARVEL domain-containing protein 3-like. Bases 139 to 1125 code for a protein of 328 amino acids. The record is from RefSeq and is a predicted model, not a curated record. Lineage: Eukaryota; Metazoa; Chordata; Aves; Passeriformes; Tyrannidae. The transcript is spliced from 5 exons. Gene Ontology annotation, cellular component: membrane.